Molecule: messenger RNA, 297 nt
Organism: Cadophora gregata
Lineage: Eukaryota; Fungi; Ascomycota; Leotiomycetes; Helotiales; Ploettnerulaceae
Exons: 2
Coding region: 1-297 (98 amino acids)
Molecular function (GO): protein binding
Source: RefSeq, a predicted model, not a curated record
AUGAAGAAUAGAGCAGGAACUCCAAGCCUCAGAAAACCUCAGCAGCUCGUGACAUUGCUCGCUGGAGACAGUCCAACCAAGUUCGUCGUUCAUAAAUAUUUCGCAUGUCACUAUUCGCCCGUCUUCGACGCCGCCUUCAACGGAAAUUUCCUCGAGGGACAGACUCAAGAGUACAAAAUCCAAGAUGUGGACGAAGAAACUGUCCGGCUACUGGUUCAUUGGCUCUACACCCAGACGUUGGACACUAUGAGCUCCAGGAUCUCAGGAAACAUCUUAAUCCCAAGGAUUUUGGAGUAG